AUGGACGCAGCACAAUAUCAAUACAGGAAGUCUGUGUUGGCAGGUUUGUUGAUUCUCCUCAAUUCGAAUCGGCAGGUGCUUCAGCUUCCCUUUACACCGUAUCUUCUCACGAGAAGUCUCUCCUUCACCGGCCUCACCACCACUAAGAGAGAUCUUAGCACUUCAGGAGGGAAGGGACAGCGGUCUGUCACACUUGAAGAUGUCAAGGCACUUCCGGCGGGCGUCCCAAUAAUUGUUCCAGGACGGGUCAGAAACAAUCUCGUUGAACCGAUACCAUUUUCUCAGAUUCCUGGUCCAAAAGGAUGGCCAGUAAUAGGAACCCUUUUUGAAUAUUUCAAACCCGGCGGCUUCCGUUUCAACAAAAUGUUCGAGGCUUACGAGGCAAGAGCGAAGGAAUACGGACCCAUCUACAGGGAACAAAUCGGGCCUAUCGUGACGGUUGUCAUCAGCGAUCCGGAGGAGUACAACAAAGUCCUUCGGAACGAAAGCAAGUACCCCCACAGGAUUGAGCUGGAGCCUUUGAAGUAUUACCGGCGGAGUCAUGGAAUGGGCUUGGGAGUAGUCAAUUCACAAGGCUUAGACUGGUACAAACAGCGCACCAUCUUGAGUAAGAAGAUGCUGAGACCGCCAGAAGUGAUCUUGUUCUGUGACCACAUGGACGAGGUGGCCGAUGACUUCUUGAACAGGUUGUCAGCGGUGAGGGCAAAGGAUGGUUCAAUGCCUGACAUGGAGCAUGAGAUAUUCAAAUGGGCUUUCGAAUCAAUCGGUACUUUCCUGUUCGAGGACAGAAUUGGCUGCUACGACACCCCGCCGUCCGAGCUGGCUAACCAGUUUAUCAUCAACCUCCUGGGCUUCUUCAAGCUAAUGCAGCCCCUAAUGUACAACAUGCCGUUCUACAAGAUCUACCCAACAAAGAAAUGGAGGGAAUUCAGCACAUAUUUUGGCAAGCUCAUUGACAUUGGACAGGAACUCGUUGACAAGAAGUAUGACAGGCUAAUCAACAACAAGAACCCGAGUGACGAGCGAACGGGUUUCCUUGAGUAUAUCCUGUCACAGAAAGAACUGACAAGGCGAGAGGCAAACCUCAGCGCUAUAGAAAUGAUGACCGGAGGUGUCGAGACGACCUCCAACUCUGUGCUCUGGACGCUGCUCUGCCUCGCACAGAAUCCACGUGUCCAAGACCGGCUUUAUCGUGAAUCUCAAGCGGUGCUCAAGGGUGGGAGCCACAUCGACAGCAAGAACAUUCAACAAAUGAACUACGUGAAAGCAUGCCUGAAGGAAGCGCUCAGGCUCUAUCCAAUUACAUUUGCCACCAGUCGAAUCUUACACGAAAACCUCGAGGUCGGCGGCUACGACAUCCCGGCUGGGGUCCAGGUACAAGCCAAUCUUUACUGCAUGGGACGUGACCCCGAAAUCUUCCCAAGUCCACUGGAGUAUCGGCCAGAAAGGUGGAUGAAAGAGGGAGCCAAGGACUGCAAGGCACCUGCCUUGUCCAACUUAGUAUGGGGGCACGGGGCCAGGAUGUGUUUAGGUCGGAGACUUGCUGAGCAGGAAAUGUACAUUCUUAUCACAAAGCUGAACCAGAAAUUCCGCCUCGAGUAUCACGGUGAACCUCCGGAGCCAGUUCUCAACACCGUUAUGACUCCAGACAGGCCCCUCAACCUGAAGUUUAUACCACGGCAGUAAUU
This is a messenger RNA of Lineus longissimus, 1688 nucleotides long. RefSeq names its product cytochrome P450 10-like. The record is from RefSeq and is a predicted model, not a curated record. Lineage: Eukaryota; Metazoa; Nemertea; Pilidiophora; Heteronemertea; Lineidae. The transcript is spliced from 11 exons. Gene Ontology annotation, molecular function: oxidoreductase activity, acting on paired donors, with incorporation or reduction of molecular oxygen; heme binding; iron ion binding. Bases 1 to 1686 code for a protein of 561 amino acids.